GAACGCUGCAAUCGAUGAGAAUUAGAGGUUAAGCGCGCCAUCAGCGGUGACCGUGGUGGCGCUGCGCUGCGCUCCGCCCGCGGCCUGCACGUAGCCGCGCCAACGUCUUGGCCCAAGCCGCGGAGUUCCCCGUUGGACGCGGUCUAUUCUUAGCAGUCUCCAAGCCGCAGAAUGUUCAGCUCGAUCCAGUUAACGCGGAAUAUCGCCCAUUUGUCGCCCCGGACCAAGAAAAAUGGGCGAUUACAACUGCAGAAAUUCUUACAAAGCCAUGGAUUCGCUUCAGAGGCAUCCUUCGAGACCAAACCUUACAAACUACACAAACUGGAAUCGGGCCCGUCUACGCAAGUGUCGGUGACCAAGGAAGAUGCUCUAGUCAUGUACAGACAAAUGAACACCAUCAGGCGCAUUGAGACUGCUGCUGGAAAUUUGUACAAGGAGAAAAUCGUUCGGGGAUUUUGCCACCUUUACUCCGGUCAGGAAGCCUGCGCUGUAGGGAUGAGAUCAGCUAUGCGGAAACAGGACUCAAUAAUCUCAGCUUACCGUGUCCAUGGCUGGACCUACCUGAUGGGAGUUCCUGUUUUAGGGGUUCUCGCUGAACUGACCGGGAGGAAGUCCGGCUGCGCCCGCGGCAAGGGAGGAUCCAUGCACAUGUAUUGCAAGAAUUUCUACGGAGGCAAUGGCAUCGUUGGCGCUCAAGGACCUCUCGGAACGGGAGUCGCUUUCGCAUCGCAGUACAAAGAGGAGGGAGGAGUAUGCUUCACUCUCUAUGGCGACGGAGCGGCGAAUCAGGGACAGCUUUUCGAGGCCUACAACAUCGCCAAAUUGAUGAACAUUCCUGUUAUUUACGUUUGCGAGAACAACGGCUACGGAAUGGGCACCAGUGCUGAAAGGUCCUCCGCCAGCACCAACUACUACACCCGUGGUGAUUAUAUCCCCGGCAUAUGGGUUGACGGUAUGGACGUUCUAGCAGUUCGAGAAGCAGCAAAAUUCGCCAUUGAUUAUGCUACCAGCGGGAAAGGACCACUCAUCUUGGAAACGGUAACAUAUCGGUAUUCUGGACACUCCAUGUCCGACCCCGGAACCAGCUACCGAACCCGAGAUGAGGUCCAGGUUGUUCGUCAGACCAGGGACCCCAUCACAUCUUUUAAGGAAAAGAUUAUCAACACAGAGCUAGCUACCCCCGAUGAGCUUAAGGCAAUCGACGCAGAGAUCAAGAAAGAAGUGGAUGCUGCAAACAAGACUGCAAAGGAGGACACUGAAAUUACAAUGGAGGAAAUUGCCGGGGACGUAUAUUCCAACACAUUAGAACCCAAAAUCAGGAACAUAACUCCAUGGAAUCCCUUGACUCACAAGCGAGUCGGUCCAGCCCUUAACUUGAAAUGAGAGCCAGUUAUACUGAUGAGCUUUACUUCUCAAGCUUGAACAAGAUACUCGUUGGAUGGUGAAGUUUGAACCAAACUAGCUGAUUAGCUCCAACACGAACGAAAUAAAACCAAGAAUAUUGUGGUCGUCAUAUCAUUACAAAGGCUAAAUGUGUGAUUAAUGAGAGCGAGCAAAAUUGAACCACUUAUUUAUAAUUCUUUAUUUAUAAUUUUUAGCAUAAACUAAGUACCUGAAUCUGAUUUUAUCAAUAGUAUUUUAACAUUGUAUAAGUCAUUUUGAAGUAGAGAAUGUAAGGGUUAAUUUUUUAUUUCAUAUGCAUUCCCACCGCAAAAAUUUAAUCGAAAAAAAAAGAGGAAUUGGAUUGGUUCUAGGUGCCUACGUCGUUAGCCAUUUGUUGCCAUAGAAUUCUUAAGGGAAGUUUAUCCUUACAAUUGUAAUCAGAAGACGUAUUUUUAGCAGAAAAUUUCAUACAAUAUUUAUGAACAGGGUAAAGCUCAGUAUAGAAUGACUGACUAGCCACUUAUUUCAUGUCAACUGCGUGGGAAGGAGAUAUGAACGGAAAUGGUUUUGACGAUCAUGUUUUAUCCUUUCCAAGAGGUGUAUAAUUUGUUGUCAUUUGAAACCCACCGAGGUCACAGCCAUAGCCUUAUUAUUAAAUAAAAUAUGUAAAUAAACUGACCAAGAAUUGUUGAAUCAUA
Bemisia tabaci is the source of this 2081-nucleotide messenger RNA. Lineage: Eukaryota; Metazoa; Arthropoda; Insecta; Hemiptera; Aleyrodidae. The record is from RefSeq and is a predicted model, not a curated record.